Molecule: messenger RNA, 3272 nt
Organism: Camarhynchus parvulus
Lineage: Eukaryota; Metazoa; Chordata; Aves; Passeriformes; Thraupidae
Gene: TFEB
Product: transcription factor EB
Exons: 9
Coding region: 610-1977 (455 amino acids)
Biological process (GO): positive regulation of DNA-templated transcription; humoral immune response; regulation of transcription by RNA polymerase II
Cellular component (GO): nucleus
Molecular function (GO): protein dimerization activity; DNA-binding transcription factor activity, RNA polymerase II-specific; RNA polymerase II cis-regulatory region sequence-specific DNA binding
Source: RefSeq, a predicted model, not a curated record
GCAGCGAGGGCAGCGGAACGGGCCGGGCGGGCGCUGCUGCUGCCCUCCCUCGGCACGGGGCCGGGCCGGGCCGAGCCGAGCCCAAGCGGGCCGGACUGCGCUGAGCCGAGCGGAGGAGCCCGACAGAACUGAGCCCAACCGGGCCGGGCCGAGCAGAGCCGAACUGAGCCAAGGAGUCGAAUCGAGCGCAGCCGAACCGAGCCGAGCGGGGCCGAACCGAGCUGGGCAGAGCCGAGGAGCGGAACCGAGCAGACCCGAGCGCAGCCGAACGGGGCCGAACCGAGCCGAGGGCCCGAACCGAGCCGGGCCGAGAGCAGCCGAGCGAGCCCGAACAGAUCCGAGCCGACCCGAGUGGGGCCGAACUGAGCUGAGCCGAGCCGAGGGCCCGAACCGAACCGGGCCGAGAGCAGCCGAGUGAGCCCGAACAGACCCGAGCGCAGCCAAACGGGGCCGAACCGAGCCGAGGGCCCGAACCGAGCGAGGCCGAGCAGACCCGAGCCGCUUCGAUUCCUCGCCGUUGCCCACGGGCUGUGGGUGACGUGCCGUGCCCUCCCGGCAGGGUGACCUCUGCUCCAGGCGGGCUGGUGGCCUCCAUCCCCGUGUGGCACCAUGGCGUCGCGCAUCGGGCUGCGGAUGGAGCUGAUGAAGCAGCAGGCGCAGCAGGAAGCCGAGCGGGAGCGGGUGCAGCAGCAGAUGAUGAUGAGCUACGUGCAGCAGCAGCGCACGCCCGUGGCCUCCAGCCCUGCCAUCAACACCCCCGUCCACUUCCAGUCCCCUCCGCCCGUGCCCGGGGAGGUGCUCAAGGUCCAGUCCUACCUGGAGAACCCCACCACCUACCACCUGCAGAAGUCUCGGGACAAGAAGGUGCAGGCUUAUCUCUCUGAGACCUACGGGAACAAGUUUGCUGCCCACGUCAGCCCCGCCAGCCACUCUCCCAAGCCACCCCCGGCCGCGUCGCCCGGUGUCCGGCCCGGCCACGUCCUGUCCUCCUCGGCGGGCAACAGCGCUCCCAACAGCCCCAUGGCCAUGCUCAACAUCGGCUCCAACCCCGAGAGGGAGUUUGAUGAGGUCAUCGAUGACAUCAUGCGCCUGGAUGAUGUUUUGGGCUACAUGAACCCUGAAGUCCACAUGCCCAACACGCUGCCCAUGUCCAGCAGCCACAUGAAUGUCUACAGUGGGGACCCUCAGGUGACAGCGUCACUCGUUGGUGUCACCAGCAGCUCCUGCCCCGCCGAGCUCACCCAGAAGAGAGAGCUCACAGAUGCUGAGAGCCGAGCCCUGGCCAAGGAGCGCCAGAAGAAAGACAAUCACAACCUGAUCGAGAGGAGGAGAAGGUUCAACAUCAACGACCGCAUCAAGGAGCUGGGGAUGCUGAUCCCCAAAGCCAACGACCUGGACGUGCGCUGGAACAAAGGGACGAUCCUGAAGGCGUCCGUGGACUACAUCAAGAGGAUGCAGAAGGACCUGCAGAGGUCCCGGGACCUGGAGAACCACUCGCGGCGCCUGGAGAUGGCCAACAAGCAGCUGCUGCUCCGCAUCCAGGAGCUGGAGAUGCAGGCACGUGUCCAUGGGCUGCCCACCUCCUCGCCCUCGGGCGUCAACGUGGCCGAGCUGGCUCAGCAAGUGGUCAAGCAAGAAGCCAGCGGGGACGAGGGGAGCCUGGAGCCGCUGCUGCCACCGCCAGAGCCCGAAUCACAGCCACAGCCAGCGCUGCCUGUGCCCCCUCAGUCCCCCUAUCACCAGCUGGACUUCACCCACAGCCUGAGCUUCGAUGAUGGCUCCUUCCCGGACAGCCUGGAGCCCGGGCACAGCUCCUCCUUCCCAUCCCUAUCCAAGAAGGAGCUGGACUUGAUGCUGAUGCAGGACACGAUGCUGCCCCUGGCCUCUGACCCUUUGUUCUCAGCCAUGUCCCCCGAGGCCUCCAAGGCCAGCAGCCGCCGCAGCAGCUUCAGCAUGGAGGACGCAGACAUGCUGUGAUGGGAGGAGCUGCCAGGGCAGGGAUUGCAGCACAACUUUGGGUGGGCAAGUGCCAGGACCCUCCUGGCAGGAGGAGCCCGUCCCACCACGCACCUGGAUCUCCCCAGGAGUGUCUUUGUCUAUGCAAGGAGGGCUCGGGUGCCACCGAGUCUGUCACAGCUUCUUUUGGCCAGGAGGAGGAGGAGGAGGAUGGACCUUCCUGGCUUGGCCUGACUGCAGAUUCCACAGCCUGGCAGCGACGUCUGGGCUGCUUUGCCUUUCAGCUGAAGCCUCCUGGCCUCACCCCCUUCCCUGGGGUGGUGCCUGGGAGCCUGGAGCCCCCGGGGCGAUGCUGUGAGCUUUGUGUCCUGUUUGGUGUCCCCUCACCCUGCUCUGGGAUCCUUCAUCCCCACCCAGUCCUCCCCAGCCCCUGGAUGCUUCCCAGUCCACCCAGUUCCUCCUUGCUGGGAGCACUCACUGCCUCUGGGGUCCCAGCAGGGCGACAAGGUGUUAAUUAGAGCGUGUUCAUUAAUACAGCACCAUUGGGGGUGUUGGUGCUGAAGGUUCCAGAACACCUGGAAUGGGGGGGGGGGGGUUGAUGCUCCACCCACCCCCUGUUGUCACCCCCAGCACCCCAAAACCUUGGGGCAGGGCUGCCAGGUGACCCUGAGUGUCCUGGAGGUGUCCCCACCCAGUGUCUGUGCCCUGUGACACCCCCAGCUCAGUCCUGGGAGGAUAAAAAAGGUUUUCCUGGGAGGAUAAAAAGGGUUUUCCACUUCUGUUUUUUGGGGAGACUUCUUGCAAGUCCUGCCCCACGUGGGCAGGAAGCUCCAGGCUGUGAGCAGGGAACGGUUUGUGCCGGCUGCCAAAGCCGAGCUGCUGCUCCCAGCUGGGAGUUCAGGGCUUGUUCCUCCUGCCAGUGUCACCAGUUUGUCCCACAGCUCUGGACUGGGGAGCUGCUCUGGGCUCUGCCUCGGGUCCUGACUCCCCAGUCCAGCUGGGAAGGGCAGGGGAAGGCUGGAAAACCCUCCAGGGUUUAUUGAGGGAGAGAGGAGAGAAGCUGGAGAGGAGAGGAGACCCCUUGGGCUGUGGGGUCACUCUGUGUCCCCAUCGUGGAGCUGGGUGACCUGGGGGGUCACAGGAAUGUCCUGGGGGGACACAGGUGGCCCCUGGUGACAGGAUUUGGGGUUGGAGGUGGAGGACAGCCCCUCAGAGGGGUCUGUGCUGGGCUGUGGGGUCACUGUGUGCCCCCAUCCUGGAGCUGGGUGUCCUGAGGGGACACAGGAAUGUCCUGGGGGGACACAGGGGUGACCUGG